CAGUCCACCUUAAACCGUCUUCGCGGAGUGUUGGAAGCCUAAAAGAAAAAAAAAGAAAAGCCAGGGAAAACGUCUUUUUGUGUGGAAAAGCAAACUUUCCUCAAUUUGAAUUGCAGUGCCUGAAAGUUAUUCUUAUUUUAAGUUUUCCGCAGACAUUUCUACCCUCCAAAAAAAUAAUUCACACUACGCCUCAAAGUGAAAGUGUAGUAGUGAGAAAAGCUACUAAUUUCCAUUCUUGCAAUAAUGACUGAUGUUGGGGAGAGUUCAACAAAUGUGGAUAAGAAUGAGAGUGAACGAAAUUUCAGUCCUGUCGUUUAUCCGGAUGCUGGAUCUCUGCGGGAGCCUCAGGAUACAACCAUCGAGAUGACUGAGAAGUCCAAUGGAGCCUCAAAGACGGGCCUCAAUCUCACAAUACCCACCCAGCAGAACAAUCAGGAAGACGACGAUGCUGAUCCAGACAGAAAUGGUGGGGUUCACUACAGAAAACACCCGCGACCCUUCAGUGCCUACAGCAAUCAUCCUGAUACGAAUACAAGCAAAUCGCCAGGACCUUAUGCUCCACGGCUCUGGAACUACAACCGCAUGAGCUCCUACCAACCCUCCAUCUCACAAUCGCACUCCGACAUGGAUCACCUCAUCCCGCCACCGACCUGCGAAAGGGACAAAUCCAAAAUGACCAGGCGAUAUUUUGCCACCGUCUUUGCCCUGUGCUAUGCCAUAUUCCUGGUGAUCUUUGGCAUGGUGGUCUUUAUCGGAGACGCUGUGAAAACGCAAUAUCCUCUGGGUGAGGCAUUUGGUAUCUAUAUGCUGAGUGUGGGAUUUAUCUACUUCAUCAGUCUCUACAUUGACAUUCGAUUGCACAUUAAGCAAGCUAAAGAAACCAUGAAGAAUCGUCAGAAGCGACAAAUGCUCUUUGAGGAACAUUUGGCUAAAUUGCAAAAUGAAUCGGGACCUCUUGAACUUACGUCCAACACCGCUAAUCAGAUAUGGGACGUUGAACCUGUUCAACCCUUAAGUCACAAGUACUGCUUCCAGACCGGAAGACACGGUGAACUGUUCUACCUGAAACUAGGUGCUGCCUGGUUCUGCUUUGGUCUCCUCAUCCAUUCGGUACUCAUCGUGAGCUACCAAGUGAUCUUCCUCACGUCAGUUGAUCCAGACUUCUACGAAUGUGCCUCAACCCUGACCCUAGCUCUAGACAUCAUGUUCCCUCUCUACAGCAUCUUUGUCCUAUUUUUCGUCUUCAAGUACGCCAACGUCAUCAUCAAUCAAGCCCGUGGCCUAGCCAGGUUCUUCCUGAUGCACGCCAUCGGAACCUCAAUGGCUUUCUGGGUGUACACAAUUGUCCGCGAAACCGUAGAUGCUAUCAGACUCAAGUACCUGGAGAGUGAAAAUGAGAACGCUGCUGCAUCCAAUGCUACAGACUGGAUUUCCAUUGAAGAUGCCCUCAAGUGCCCCGGACCCGAAGAACUCAACUCAAUUUUCCGCACUUUCUCACCCUAUCUCUAUCCCUUCGUCAUUGAAUUUUGCAUCUUAAUCGCUGGAAUUUACUACAUAAUCUGGGCAAAUAUAAGCCAGUGCCCUAAGAAACACUCAGCCUCGGGUCAUCAUGAAAAUCCCCCUGGCCAUGAUGAGAAACACAUCGAAAAUGGCGGAAUCCCAACCUCGGCUGGCUCCCAGCAUGACUCCAUGCCAAAGAUUUCUCAUUCAGUGGACAGUAUCUCAUCUUACGAUCACUGUGCUAACCAUGAUAUUCACUUCAAGAGCAACAUCAUCGUCCAUGCAGACUGCCAUGCUGCUAGUCGAGGUCUCUUCGCUGGGUUCGUCCUACUGGUCCUCACACUCGUUGUGAUUAUCCUGUUCUUCGUAGCAGUUAAUGAAGACGACUAUUUCGACAUCGGAGUAAUUUUGAACUCUAGCUUCGAACUAGCUGUGCUGUGUAUUUUAAUAAUCGCCAAUUUGUUGGCCUACUUCCAAAUCUCCAAACUGGACAUCAACACCCAUCCAAUGUCCAAGCUGGACGAUGUCUUGCUGUUCAUUGCGAUCCCUGCCUUCUUCCUCGAGACAAUUUUUAGCAUGGUUCCAGCCAUUUACAACGGUUCAGUCCUCAAUAUCUGCAUCAUCCUGAGUCAACUGGUGCAGAUCCUGAUUCAGACACCCUUCAUCAUUGACGGAAUGCGAAGGUGUUCCAAUUCAGCAGCCAAUCGCAAGAACAAACCCGGAAGAGAACUUAUCACCUUCCUAACCAUCGCUAACGUCUCCCUCUGGCUCUACCUCACUUUCUCCGUAAAGACAGCCUACACCGGUGAUGAGAGAUAUGCAUUCUACGGCUAUACUCUGUGGUCCAUCCUCAACCACUUGUCAUUGCCACUGAUUAUGUUCUAUCGCUUCCACGCAUCUGUAUGUCUCGUGGACAUUUGGAGGCACGCAUAUGAACCAGGAGGUGGCCACUAAUUGAUUUAUUUCCUCUCCACACCAUUGUUUCCCACUUCACCAUCACCAAAAUACCUGAUUUACCCACAAAUCACACAAUUAGGUCACUCAUCCUUGGAUAAAAGUCCAACACUCCUGGUAAUACCUCUUCAGUCCAACAAAUUGAACAUCCAAUUCGCAACACAUACUCCAAGCUAUACCAGGCGAAAAAAAAAGGUACAACACCCAUUAUCAUUAUGGAUACGGCAAAUAGAUGAGAUGAAAUAACAAUUUUCCACACGAGGGAAAAUUUGUCCAUUUCGAGAGAGUGCACCCUCAUCAUUAAAUUGUGUGCAUGUGCCAUCAAUGUGAGCUAAAUUGUGGACGCACAGUGGACACAUGGUCAGAAGGAUGCUUUUCAUUGAUAUUAGACAACAGCAUGAAGUUAUAAUUGUCUUAAAACGUUUAUUUUUUACCGCUUUUAUCCGCCCUAAAAAAGACAUUUCAAUAAAUUGACUAUGAAAUGAAAA
Messenger RNA from Phlebotomus papatasi, 2942 nucleotides. Its product is annotated as proton channel OtopLc-like. Gene Ontology annotation, biological process: proton transmembrane transport. Lineage: Eukaryota; Metazoa; Arthropoda; Insecta; Diptera; Psychodidae. Gene Ontology annotation, molecular function: proton channel activity. The record is from RefSeq and is a predicted model, not a curated record. Gene Ontology annotation, cellular component: membrane. The transcript is spliced from 7 exons. Bases 244 to 2454 code for a protein of 736 amino acids.